This is a messenger RNA of Leptopilina boulardi, 1470 nucleotides long. Its product is annotated as alpha-tocopherol transfer protein-like. The coding region runs from base 511 to 1416 and encodes 301 amino acids. Lineage: Eukaryota; Metazoa; Arthropoda; Insecta; Hymenoptera; Figitidae. The transcript has 3 exons. The record is from RefSeq and is a predicted model, not a curated record. Gene Ontology annotation, cellular component: membrane. Gene Ontology annotation, molecular function: phosphatidylinositol bisphosphate binding.
AGUGCAUGAAUUUAUAAUAACAGGUGUAUUAUGACAAAGAAAAAUAUUAAAUUGUCAAAUGUUAGAAAUGAUUUCUCUUGAUAGUUAUAUUUAUUCAUUAAAUAAUAAUUAUCUAAAACGUGAUGUUGAGAUUUAAAAAAAAAAAGAUUGUUACAUAUCCUUGAUAAUCAGCUUUGUCAUUAUAGAAUGAUGACAUCACACUACUGCAUGUGGCAUAAAGUAAUUGAAGUUGCGCUUAGUUCCUUAUUAGUCACCAUAGGAAGAACACGAAUCAUCUCGUUGGGAUAUUUUUUAAUUCAAACAGUGUUAAUAAAAUUUUUUAAAUAAACAAAAUAAAAUUCAUUUACAAAUAUUAAUAUUGAAAAAUUAGAUUCUUUAACAAAUUACUAAUAAUAAUAAUAAUAAUAAUAAUUAAUUAAAAAUAAAAAAAAUUGGUGAAAAAAAGUAGUUGAUGUUUAAUAAUUUCAAUAACUAAUGUUACUCUGAAAUUGAAAACAAAAAUUUGGAAUCAUGAGUUCAAUAAAGAUGAUCACAGUGGAAGAGGAAUUUAAGAAAAAUCCCGAAUUAAAGGAAUCGGAUCUUCAGGCAUUGAGAGAAUGGUGUAAAAAGCAACCUCACUUACCAAAAGUAUCUGAUAUUGAUUUAAUAUUAUUUCUACAUAGUAAUUAUUAUUCCAUUGAACCAACAAAAAAAACAAUUGACAAUUUUUAUACAAUGAGAACACAUAUGCCUGAAAUUUUUACAAACAGAGACUUAGAAAAUUGUCCAACUCUUCAAAAGCAACUCGACCUAGCGGUAUAUAUGCCAUUAAAAGGAUUGUCAAAAAAUGGGUACAAUAUAAUUUAUUCAAGAAUCAUUGACUUUGAUCCAUCACAUUUUGUGCACAGUGAAUCUGUAAAAGGAUUCAAUAUGGUAAUGGAUUUAUGGUUUCGUACAGAGGGCACUGUUAAAGGUCACGCAAUGCUAAUGGAUAUGCAUGGAACACAAUUGGGACAUGUCAGUCGAAUGAAUCCUUCUAUUGCAAAAAAGGCCAUGUUUUAUCUUCAAGAUGGACUUCCAGUUCGACUCAAAGAAAUGCAUGUUAUGAAUGUUUCGCCAAUUUUUGAUCUCAUGAUGGCAAUUUGUAAGCCAUUUAUGAAAAAGGAACUUUUAGACAUGUUACAUCUUCACUCAACAAAGGAAAGUUUAGAGAAAUUUAUUCCAUUGGAAAUAUUGCCAAAUGAAGCUGGUGGAAAAGCGGGACCACUGUCAAAAUUUUAUGACGAUCGAAAGAAACUGUUAACGGAAUUUCACGAUUGGUUUGUUGAAGAUGAAAAAAAUGGACGUGUCAAUGAAAAGCUUCGUCCCGGCAAGUCAAAAAAUGCUAAUGAAAUUUUUGGCGUUGAUGGAAAUUUCAAAAAACUUGAUUUUGACUAAAAAAAAAAAACAAAAAUUGUACAAAUUUAACAAUAAAUUUUUUUAUUAAUAAUA